Cavia porcellus (domestic guinea pig) is the source of this 632-nucleotide messenger RNA. Its product is annotated as ubiquitin-conjugating enzyme E2 D3-like. The record is from RefSeq and is a predicted model, not a curated record. Gene Ontology annotation, molecular function: ubiquitin conjugating enzyme activity. Bases 130 to 573 code for a protein of 147 amino acids. Gene Ontology annotation, cellular component: nucleus. The transcript has a single exon. Lineage: Eukaryota; Metazoa; Chordata; Mammalia; Rodentia; Caviidae. Gene Ontology annotation, biological process: protein K48-linked ubiquitination; protein K11-linked ubiquitination.
CUGCGCAUUUCUUGCGAGACCCGCCUCCUCCGUACCAAGGCGGUGUCUGAGCCGCUGAGAGCCGAGGACCAUCCAAGACGCGGCGGGACCGAGAACACGCGGACACCGAGGGCCGGGACAGCACGGACCAUGGCGCUGAAGCGGAUUAAUAAGGAACUUAGUGAUUUGGCCCGUGACCCUCCAGCACAAUGUUUUGCAGGCCCAGUUGGGGAUGAUAUGUUUCAUUGGCAAGCCACAAUUAUGGGACCUAAUGACAGCCCAUAUCAAGGCGGUGUAUUCUUUUUGACAAUUCAUUUUCCUACAGACUACCCCUUCAAACCACCUAAGGUUGCAUUUACAACAAGAAUUUAUCAUCCAAAUAUUAACAGUAAUGGCAGCAUUUGUCUCGAUAUUCUAAGAUCACAGUGGUCUCCUGCUUUAACUAUUUCUAAAGUUCUUUUAUCCAUUUGUUCACUGCUAGGUGAUCCAAACCCAGAUGACCCCUUAGUGCCAAAGAUUGCACGGAUCUAUAAAACAGACAGAGACAAGUACAACAGAAUAUCUCGAGAAUGGACUCAGAAGUAUGCCAUGUGAUGCUACCUUAAAAUCAGAAUAACCUGCGUUAUAGCUGGAAUAAACUUUAAAUUACUGCU